UUAAAACGAGAAAAAUAUAAAAAGAGUGCUGACGUAUACUCUUUGGCUAUAACCAUGUUCGAGUGUAUUUCAUGGAGUUAUGCAUAUUCCUACGAUAAAUUUAAAUUUCCUUGGUCAAUUGCAGAGUUUGUGAUUAAAGGGUCACGAUUACCAAAGCCGGAUGAGAUGAAUCAAGAUAUAUAUGAUAUUAUCUGUGGUUGUUGGGAUAAUGAACCCACAAAAAGAAGUUCGUCAGAAAAUGUCAAAUACAAGCUCGAAACUUUAUUUAACACUCAAAUGGCCUAA
Messenger RNA from Entamoeba invadens IP1, 285 nucleotides. Its product is annotated as tyrosine kinase, putative. The annotation marks the transcript as partial. The transcript has a single exon. Gene Ontology annotation, molecular function: protein kinase activity. Gene Ontology annotation, biological process: protein phosphorylation. The record is from RefSeq and is a predicted model, not a curated record. NCBI's taxonomy places the organism in Eukaryota, Evosea, Mastigamoebida, Endamoebidae.